UUAGCACAUGUUAUAGGACAACGAUGGAAUAGUUUGACUACUUAAAGUUAGAUAACGAUUUAUAAAUACCUUUAGAGUGAUUAUUGCAUACAACCAAAAACGUUACUGCGGAUAUGACAGUGUUUACAAAGAAUUCAUCACAGGUUGCCGCACUACCAAAUUGGAGCUGGUGUUUCUUGUCGAUGGGUCCAGUAGUGUUUCAAGAGAAGAUUUUCUCCUUGUAAAGCAAUGGGUCCAUAACAUGACCCUCAACUUUGACAUUUCAAGAGACACCACACGUGUGGCGGUGGUACAGUACAGCUCCUACCCACGCACUGAGUUUGACCUUGACACUUAUUCAAGCGCUGUUGGUGUUCUGCGAGGAAUUGAUCUUAUUCAGUACAUGUCAGGUAACACACAGACGGGACUUGCCCUGCGUUAUGCCAUCGAGAGCGUCUUUAGCAGAGCCAGGGAGGAUUCUGCCAAAGUUGCAAUUGUUUUGAGCGACGGCCGGAGUCAGGAUCAGGUUAACGAAGCCGCCACAUCUCUGCGAUCAUCGGGCAUCGCCACAUUCGCAGUUGGAAUUGGUGACGAAAUGUCACAUGAACGAAUGGAGGAACUGCGUCAAAUAUCUGUUGCUGCGGCAGAAGAUCAGAGCAGCGUAUUCAUGGCGAAGGAUUUUCGUUCGAUCGGGCAACUACAAGAACGACUUGUGUCCGCGGUGUGUGAACAAACUGUACAAGAAUGCCCAACAUCGAAACACGACCUUGCGUUUGUGAUAGAUGCCUCUUCAACUAUAGGAUACAACGACUUUAUGAAGGUUAAAGCAUGGAUCAAAAAAAUAGUGAAGGCGUUUGACGUUGGGCCAGAAGAGACACGUGUUGCAGUUGUACAAUACAGCACCUCAGUACAAGAAGAAUUCAAUUUUGGACAUUUGUUAUCAAAACAGCAAGUACUGGAUGCGAUAGAUAACAUGGAUUAUAUUAUGGGCGACACACACACCGGUGCAGCUCUGACAUACAUGCUGGAUGAAAUUUAUUCUUCUGCAAACGGAGAUCGUCCAGAUGUACCUGACUUGGCAAUCGUAAUGACAGAUGGUAAAGCACAAGAACCUGAUCUGGUUGUAGAGGCUGCCAACCGUGUGCAUGAGGCUGGAGUAACAGUGUACACAGUGGGGGUGGCAGAUUACAGUUUGGAAGAAAUCAAAGUCAUUGCUUCGGACCCGGACAAGAAUUACGUCAUCGAGGCUCUCAAUUUUGACAUCAUUGAACUGAAACGACGCGGCCUCAUAAAGAGUAUUUGCACCGACGCCGAACAAACGUGUCCAGCAGCGACUGCAGAACUGGUUUUCUUGAUCGACGGUUCGACCUCAAUUGGCUUCGACAACUUUGAGAAAUUGAAGCGCUGGCUCAAAAGCAUAGUCGAUGCAUUUCAGGUUGGCCCGCAUUACACAAGGGUAGCAGUAGUUCAGUUCACCAACAGGCCGGUGCUUGAAUUUGGCUUGAACGAUCAUUCCACAACCCAAGCGACCUUGCAAGCAAUCCAAAGAAUACGUUAUCGUCGUGGAUCUACAAGCACAGGACGGGCAAUAGAGUUUGUUAUGAAUGAGGUCUUCACGCACUCCAGGGAAAAUGUGCCGAAAAUUCUCAUAGCUUUGACCGACGGCCAGUCCCAAGAUGACGUCACCCAGGCAACCGCGUCUGCAGCAGAGGCCGGUGUACAUACUCUCGUGUUCGGUAUUGGUAACACAAGACCAGGCCAGCUUCGUCAGUUGGUCUCAAAGGAAGAUCAUGUAUUUCAAGCAGCCGGGUUUGAUGUCAUACAGAAAAUGCAAAGCAAACUUGUGUCGUUGAUUUGCGUCAAGGCUGAACCAGAAUGUUCGAGUCAGGAAAUUGAUCUUCAUUUUAUGGUUGAUGGUUCGGGUAGUAUCGGAAACGAAAACUUCCGAAAAGUAAAGGCCUGGAUCAAGAAUGUGGUUCGGUCGUUCGACGUGGGAAAAUACACGACAAGAGUUGCGCUAACCCAAUACACGUCGACCAUAAACACCGAAUUCGACUUCAAAAAGUUUUCGACAAAGCGAGAGAUCGAUUAUGCGAUCGACCAAAUGGAGUUUGCUGGUGGAGCGACUUUAACGGCCCAGGCUCUUGUUCAUAUCAGAGAAAACGGGUUCACUGAGGAAUCUGGCGCCAGACCCGGAGCGCCAAAAGUUCUGGUAGUUAUUUCAGACGGACGUUCAGCGGAUAAUAUUGAAACGCCAGCACGAAAACUUCACGAGAGCGGCGUCUACGUUUUUGCGAUCGGUGUGGGCAAUACGUGGAGAUCUGCCCUUGAAAUAAUUGGCUCUGAACCUGUUGUGACGCACGUACAAGAGGGUGCAAGUUACGACGCAAUCAACAACUUUAGAAGGGACUUGGUACGGAAUAUCUGCCGUGAGACCAAGCCAGAAUGCGCGGAAACAGAAAUGGACCUCAUUUUCCUUAUUGAUGGCUCUAAUUCUAUCGGACCUAGAGAGUUUGAAACCACGAAGGAGUGGAUUGGUUCCUUUGUGAGGGAAUUUGAGAUCGGAGAAUAUAAUACCAAGAUAGGCGUGGUUCAGUAUUCUUCAAGGGUCCGCUCAGAAAUCGAUAUUGGAGAUUAUGAUAGCAAGGCAGAUCUUCUGGCUGCCAUAUCAAGCAUUGAGUUUGCUGCAGGAAACACUAACACAGGAUCAGCAUUGGAAUAUGUUCGAACAGUUGGAUUUUCAGGGAGACAUGGCGCCAGAAAUGGUGUUCCAAAGGUGCUCAUUGUACUUACCGAUGGAAAUGCUCAAGAUGGUGUUCUAGAUGCUGCAAGUAAACUACAUAGGGAUGGGGUUGCUGUGUACGCUAUAGGUGUUGGGCGUCCCAACAUGGGGCAACUGAACGCGGUAACAUCUGAACCAAUCACAUCGCCCAAUAUUUACCAUGUGAGGAAUUUUGAUGCAAUUCAAACUAUACAAAGUGGUCUUCUGCGUAGAGUUUGUAAUAAAGUGGUUCCAGACUGCGCACGUACUGCUACUGACCUCAUGUUUUUGGUUGACGGGUCAACCUCUGUCGGCCAUGAAAGUUGGGGAAUCAUAAAAUCGUUUAUGCAGAACAUGACACAAAAGUUUCAAAUAGGACCUGAUGCAGUACGUGUUGGCAUGAUACAAUAUUCCACCAGACCUAAGACUAACAUAGCUAUUGGCCAAUAUAAUGACAAGGAAUCUUUACAAGAAGCAUUUGGACAAGUGGAAUGGCAGCUUGGAGACACAUACACUGCUAGAGCUUUGAGGUAUGUUUCAAAGAGCUAUGCAAGAGCCACAACAAGGGAAAACCUGCACGCAACUAAACUGUUGAUUAUUAUAACUGAUGGACAACCCCAGGAUCGAAACGAAGUUAAACAGGCUGUGCGUAAUCUACAUUCUGAAGGUUGGAGAAUAUUUGCAAUUGGAGUCGGUCAGUCUGAUAUUUCAGAACUUGGAAUCUUAGCUUCAAACCCUGACUCUGACCAUGUAUUCUAUGCAAACAACUUCAAUUCCACGCGAAUCUUUCAAGGCAGACUUUCCCGUCUAAUUUGCGGAGAUCCCAGCUUUGAAUCAAAACCAAACAGGAAUGAAAACCAAAAUUCUCAAAACCCUUCCAGAACCCCUGACUCGAGCACCAAUAGAAACCGAAACAGUCGAAUUCCAUCUGGUAUCCCCGGUUCAAACAGCAAUCGCAACCAAAAUGGUCCCAACCAAUCUCGUAACAACCAAAACCAACGUACCAAUGCUGGUAUCUCACACACCAACACUGGUUCGACCAGAAAUGGUGGCAAUAACAUUGGAGAUCGUACUCGCCUCGCCAAUGUUCAAAAUUCUUUGUCGACUUUACUUUCUUCAGGGCAGCAGUCCAACCAACCAAAUGCUCCUGCUCCUUUAAUUGCAAGACCAGAUGGUCAUAACAGAAUCAGUUUACGCUCUCCCAAAAUUCGUCGAAACAAUCGAAGGUCUGACAGCAAUCUAUUCAUUCCCUCCCUUGGCCCUGUAGCUGCUACAUUAAGGACUCCACCAGGUGUAAUUGUUACUGGUAGUGCUUCUACAUGCCCCAGUAUGCGAAGAGAUGGAAAGAAAAGUAAUGGUGUAGAUGUGUUAGACGGUAUGGGUCUAAGUCGAAUUCCAUCUUCAUCCAGAAGAAGCAGAAGACGACACGGAACUCACUCCACAGCACAAGUUGUUCGAAUUCGAAAAGGACAAGUUCCACCUAAACCAAUGCAGUCAUUACUACCAAAUGGUCUUCCACUCGAGUUUUCUCUAAUAGCUAUUUUCCGAAUGCAUGGUCGAACUAUUAAAGACACCUGGAGUUUACUUCACGUUGCUGAUUCAACCCACAACAUUAUGUUUUCACUCUCUUUCAAUGGAAUUAAUCGAUCAUUAUUUGUCUCCCGCUACUCAUUUGCCUCACGCACCAGACUACAAACCGUAGCAUUGAGUGGUCCUCUCGUCGCAUCUUUAUUUGACAGAUCCUUUCACAAAUUGGAACUUCUGGUUGAACAAAACAAGAUAACUGUAAUGAUUGACUGCCAGCAAGCUCCAACCGCCAUGAGGUUCAAUUCAACCAUGCCUAACUUAGAAGACACCAAAAUCUCAAUCCUUGGCUCAGGUAAAACAACCAGUACUGUCGAUGUACAAGAUUUGACUUUGAAAUGUGGAGACAAUGAUGCAGAGGAGUGCUGUGAGAUGGAUGGACUAAAGUGCUCUCGUGUGCAAGCCAACAGGAUCUCUACCAGAGACACAUGUGGAUGUCUGCCUGAAAGAAAAUCUGCAGAGGUAAGAGCAGCUGAAGAAGCUGAAAUAACUAGAUUGGCCACCAAGAUUGCAAAUCAAAUUGUAGAAGCCAAGAUCAACAACUUGAUGGUGCUGUUGGAUAUUAACCCAGGAGCCAUUGGUAGAGGUGGGGGUGAUGCAAUGGUUCAACUAUCUCGAAGGGCGGCUUCAACUCCAGCACCAGAUCGCAGCGUAUAAGAAGACUUGCCCAAACUCUUACCACUUCAUAUCAUCCAUUUUAAAUCUUUAUUAUUAUUACUUUGUUAUAUGCCUAUUAUCAAGUAAAACUAACAGUAUUUCAAUGAGUGGUUAUAUCAUAUAUCUUCCUUUAUUCAGCAUCUUUAACUGUGUAUAUGUGUCCUUAACAUAAUUUCGAUUUUGUUGUGUUUUUAACAUGCACAUUGCAAGCUGCUAGCUUCACAAAAGAAAACGCAUAAAAUGUUUUAAAACCUUUUAAAGGUAUUUUUGUAACUGCAGUUAUAUGGAUGUCUGUUAAAAGUGUCAUUUCACUGCCCGGUGUACGUUGUAUUGCAGUGUUUUUGUUUUCCUAUUUUCCUGUUUCUUUUGUAUAUCUUAUAUCUUCUUUAUUAUAUCUUCCUCACUCAUAGUCGCACCAUUAGCUAUGUACACGUAGUAGAUGCACAUUUUAAAUUAUCUAUUCUACUGUAUUAAUAAAAUUUGUAGUGAAAAA
Molecule: messenger RNA, 5474 nt
Organism: Ciona intestinalis (vase tunicate)
Lineage: Eukaryota; Metazoa; Chordata; Ascidiacea; Phlebobranchia; Cionidae
Source: RefSeq, a predicted model, not a curated record